AUGGAGGUGAUCAGAGGUAAUACCCCUGGGACUGCAAAUAGCCCGGUCGGUAAACCUAAAGCGCCUCCUACCUACACUGAAGUCCUUAGCCAGUUCAAGUUUGGACUGAUGCCUAAGGACUAUCCGAUGUCUCGGCUCUCGACUACCAUGAUGGAACUAGUAGAAGAGUCCAUCCUGGCUAUAGUCGUUGAUAAGAGAAAGGAACAAUUCAAGCCCAAAUUCACCAACUGCAGGUUUAGGUCCGGGUUUAUGGUAAUAGAGUGCCAGAACCAGGAAUCUGCAGACUGGCUGAAAGGAAUUGUUCCGAGUAUCAAGCCAUGGGAAACAGCUGAUCUGAUGGUUGUUGAUAGUGAAUCUAUCCCGAGACCAGAAAUUUUAGCUGUCUUCUUUCCCAAAAGUGAGAAAAACGACAAUGAAACCAUAUUGGCUCUGGUUGAAGGCCAUAACGACAUUGCCACUGAUUUUUGGAGUGUGUUAAAGCGCAAGCCCAUCAAGAAUCAUGUGCAGCUUAUCCUGUCAGUAGACGAAGCGUCAGCGAAAAAAAUCGCUGAUUGGAACUACAAACUGAAUUAUAAAUUCGGAAUUAUAUACCCGCGGAAAACCAGGGCUGGUCGAAAUUUCAAAAGCGCCAGGCCUGAAUCCACAAAUAAUGCUGUAAUCGCCGAAAAAGUUCUGCCUUCACUACCGAGUGAUAGCAAAAACCGGUGUAAGCAGCCUGUUCAAGGGAGCACACCUGAGGGAGAGCAAAACGAGCACUCAAUGGUACCCUUGAAUAAUCACCGUACGCAGGGGGAGCGAAAGAAGCCCCCGGGAGCAAAGCUGUACCGAGAUGGACGACAAGAACAUUAA
This is a messenger RNA of Wyeomyia smithii (pitcher-plant mosquito), 849 nucleotides long. RefSeq lists its product as uncharacterized. The coding region runs from base 1 to 849 and encodes 282 amino acids. NCBI's taxonomy places the organism in Eukaryota, Metazoa, Arthropoda, Insecta, Diptera, Culicidae. The transcript has a single exon. The record is from RefSeq and is a predicted model, not a curated record.